UAAAUUGAAAAUUCUUAUAGUGCCCCAGGGCAGCUAAAGCAAACAUCUACUAUUUCCGUUCUGUGUCCACGUAUGCAGGUGUACCUGAGUCACCCGGUCUGGUCGUCGAGGAUCACCAUCCUCAUCGGGUCUCCGAUGAGACGGACUGAUCUGGCCCGGGCUCGUGCAGAAAGCGCCAUUGCAUGCUUCAUUCACACCUCUCGCUCCGGACCAGACCCCGAGACUGCCGACCAACACACAGUGAUAAGUGCGUGGUCGGUAAAGAACUUUGCCCCCGACUGCAAACUGUACGUCCACAUUCUGAAGCCAGAGACACGCAUGCACCUUGACCUCGCAGACCAGGUAAUGUGUGAAGCAGAGGUGAAGCUAGCUCUAAUGGCGAACCACGUGAACUGUCCUGGCAUUUCCACCUCGUCACUCUCCUCCUACACACCUUCAAAACAGAGCGGCACGACCUCUCCAGCCCGGACUACCGUCUCUAUGACAUGUGCUCGUCAUGUGAGGUGUAUGAUUCUCGUGUCGGUGACAGCAAAUACUUCCACUUUUCAUCGGGAAGAACUUCCUCUACGCCAGCGUCGUGGCCUACAGAAGGUACCAGGUCACUCUACUUGGAGUGAAACGGAGAGAUUCGCGAGAAAUCCUGCUCAACCCCGGACUCCACUAUAUUCUGGAGGAGGACGACGUCUGUUACUACAUUGGCUUCACCCGCGAAGAGUACAGCAAGGUUCGCGAGACUCCGCCCUCUGCCGUUCGUACGGCCAUCUGGCAGAUGUGCGCCAAUGUCGGUCUCCUAGCGAUAUCGAUCGCGGGGAUUAACGCCGAGCAGUUGGGGGUGGAGCCUGGGGCGGAGUCUCCCGCUGGGGAGGAGGGAGAGAAGGAGAGUAUUGAUGGAGGGUACGUGGAGGAAGAAGAGGAGGAAGAGGAGGAAGAGGAGAGAGAGGAGAAGUCAGAAAUGGAGAAAGUGCUGUCGUGUGUGUCUCAUUCCGCAGUCCGGUUCCAGCUGGGCGGAGCCAGCGAGGAUGAGGGGAUGGAGCCUCCGUCCAGCUGUCUGAUAUCACAGGACCCCUCGACAUCUGACUUACCUUCCUCUGACGCCAUGUAUUCGAUAGUGAAAAGAGGGUUAAAAUUACUCCGCUUCCACUCCAACAUGGACUGUCACGCCAACCCCGUGGUGAAGGUCCAUUUCUGUAACACAACUCCAAUCCCUACUCCGGAGGAACAGGGGAGCACAUUCGACCUUCGACCUCUGAAACACGACGACAUGAGACUCGUUGAAGAGGGACACGGAGGGUUAAAACCGCCACUUAAUCCGAUUCUAGUGACUCCGCCCACCCAUAUUCUUGUGACUCCGCCCACUAGUCGUCCGAGGAGGCGGAGUCUGCGUCGCUCGGUGAGUGAGAGCAGUCUGUCGGGCAUCAUGGCGGAGAUAAUGGCCGAAUCCCCCACCAAGAACAAGGGGAUCAUGUACAGCAGUCAGCUCUCCCUCGUGGGGUCAAAGGGCGACAACCUGAGUCGAGUCGACAGCCACGCCCACCUGUUCCCACCGCUGGCAAAGGUCAUUCGACGGAUGAGUUCGUGGAAUGCUCAUCGUCCGUCUGUUGGUGCCGUUGUUGACUUUGGAGGAUCUGAGGAGGUGAUACUGGAUCUGGAGGAUGUGGAGGAGGAGAGGGAGCUGGAGCAGCUGGAGGACGGGAAGUGCGGGGGAGACGAGGAGGAGGAGGAGAGUGAAGACGAAGUCAACGUCGUACCCCCAAACUCCACAAAACGACCUCUGACCCCUACCCCACCAUGCACCAGUCACAAGUUCGUCAAAGGGUGCCUGCCGAGAGUGCCGUAUUGUGGGUGUGGCUUUCGAGCGGUUUCACCUCCUCCCCGAGCAAAGACCGCACCACACGUUACACAUUGACAACGAGCCCUCGGAGGAACCGGAUUGUGUUCUGGAGGAGAGAGUGGGCGUGUCUCAUCGGUGGAAAAGGGGCGGAGUCAUCGUGUACAGUGAGGAAGGGACGGAGGAACUGUAUAAUCUGAUCCUACCACUGAGAGCUCACUAUCUCCACACUGCAGAGUGAGACAUAUUCUACUGUUGCUGGAAAAAGACCCGUCCCCCACGUUUCCUGGACCUGAUAUCCUCCCUCCCGAUGGUCCACUACAUGCAGGGCCAGGUGUGCGACCUGGACACCUGGCUGAGAGCGGGCGUCCUCUGUCACUGAGUACGUCAUCAUCACCGGGGGCAGGAGACCCCCACAUGACGAGGAACAUAUGGUCGACGCAGCUCACAUCAUGGCCGCUCAGAAGAUCAGCAAGUCAGUGCUCUAUAACUGGGUUAUUCAGGCCUUUGAAAUUUUAAUAGCUGCUGGUAGUUCAAUGCUCGUGUGUUUUUCCUGCACUGCAAGACCUUGCCAUGGAUGUAUUGCCUCUGUGUUCAGAUUAUGGGCUUUCAAGGGCGUCAUAUUCGUUGUGUUUUCUAAAUCUAUGACUGUUUGUCCACAGUCACAA
Molecule: messenger RNA, 2496 nt
Organism: Geodia barretti
Lineage: Eukaryota; Metazoa; Porifera; Demospongiae; Tetractinellida; Geodiidae
Source: the annotation of a GenBank genome assembly